This is a messenger RNA of Kickxella alabastrina, 3132 nucleotides long. RefSeq lists its product as uncharacterized. Bases 1 to 3132 code for a protein of 1043 amino acids. The record is from RefSeq and is a predicted model, not a curated record. The transcript has a single exon. Lineage: Eukaryota; Fungi; Kickxellomycota; Kickxellomycetes; Kickxellales; Kickxellaceae.
AUGGGCAACCCGAUUUUUACCCUUUUGACUUUGACGCUAGCCCCCGCCGAGACCGAAGAGCUUGCAUUCCGCAUCGACGUGUGCCUGGACCAAAACUCGAUUGCCAGCGAGCAGCCAUCGGCCGAAGUGCUCGAGUCGCAGCUGUGGGCCCAGCUUCGGCCGUUCAGCGCGCACCUGGCCUCGGUGUCGGAGACUGGCCGCCUUCUGCUGGCGCAGGCGUUCUGCGAAAUGCUGCGUCCGCAUAUGCGCACCGAGGCCGACGCGCAGCAGAUCUACCAGCGCCAGAAGCAGCUGAAGCGCCGCCGCAUGGGGUCUGCCACCACCGCUGCCGGCAGUGCUGGCAACAGCAGUAUGAGCACGCGCCAGCAAACGGCCGCUGCCGCUGCCGCUGCUGCCGCCGCCGCCGCCGCCGCCGCCGCUGCUGCGGCUAAGCAGCCGAUGGCUGGGGUGGACCUGUUUGCUGAGGUCGAGAUGGUCGCGGCGCGCGUGGCCAAGAGCCUGCUCGGCGCUGGCGGAAGGGGGCUGCUCAGGACCAGCGGCAAAGACGCAAUGGCAGCCGGGCCGCGCGCCUUUGUCGCCUGCCGCGGCGUCGACUACGGCGAAGGCACCGGCGACUUUCUGCUGCAGGGCGGCGACGCCGCAGUGGUCGGCGUGACGGCGCCGCUGGACGACUGCCUGCGGCCGUUCUCGGCCAACCUGGGCGAGAUCGUCAUCAAGGCAAUGGACCGGUACGCGCGGCACAACCCCUCGGUGCGCUUUGCCUGGGGGCUCGUGUGGGCGCCGGGCGUUGUGCGGCCGUGCCUGAUCGAAAGCGACGCCAUCCACUUUGCCGCGCCCAUCGACUUGCGCGUGGCCGCCGGGCAGCUGAAGCUGGCGGCGCUGUUUGCCCACCUGAGCCUUGCCGAGGACUGGCGGCUGGGCGCCGACCCAACAAUGCGCUGGGACGGCGCGCUCCAGCGCUGGGCCAUCCGCUGCGGCGACAGCACGGCCUACGCCCUGCGCGCACCGCUUUUCGCGGCGUCGUACUUCGGGCGCUUCACGCGCUGCUUUGCGGCGGCGCCGACGCCGGCUGGCGACGCGACACUGGUGCUGAAGGACUCGUGGCAGCUGGCGGCCGACGGCGCCGCGGACGAAAUCGACGUGCUGGCGCUGGUCCGCACCGCGCUGGACCGUGCCGGAUACGCCGACGCGUCCCAGCGGCUGGUGUGCGGCGGCACCGUGGACAUCCACGGCAUGGCAGAUGGGUCGGCGCUGGUGCUCGGCGCGGCCAACAAGUACACGCGCUGGGCGCAGCCGCCCGGCGCUGAGCGGGCCGCCCAGCCGAGCCGCGUCCACCGCCGCAUGCUGACUGGGCCCGUGGCCGUGCCGCUAAGCGCGCUGCACUUCGAGCACGAGCUGGUCCUGGUGGUGGCCGCGGCCAUGCGGUCGCACGCGGCCAUCCUGCGCCACUGCGGCGUGCUGCACCGCGACAUCUCCAUGAACAACAUUAUGGGCGUGCGCCAGCCCGGCGGCGGCAUCACAGGCGUGCUGAUCGACUUUGACAACGCCGAGCACGUCCGGGCGCAGCACAACGCCUCGCGGCCGGGCAGCAUUGGCACGCCGCCCUUCAUGAGCAUCGCGAACACCGAGGCGCUGGACGUGCCGCGCACAGCCGUGGACGACUGGGAGUCGGCGCUGACGCUGCUGAUCAUGUUUGCCGCGCGGUCAACCGAGGCAUUCCGCGAGCUGCGCGACCGCCUCAUGGCGUGCAGCGCCCAGGGCGUGGCCGAAUUCAAGCGCAGCCUGUUUGCGAGUCCGCGCAACCUCGACGACGCCAUCGCCGAGUACUUGAACGAGCCCGCGUUCCCGCUUAUUGUUGGCCUGGUGCGCGACCUCUACCGCGCGGUUUUCCAGAACAGCAAGUGCCAGGGCACGCACCGCUUCAACUUGCGCGGCAACCGCAGCGUCGACCCGAUUCUGCGCCGCGUGCAGUUCGCCGACGAGAUCGAGCGCGACUGCUUGGCUGCCGUUGACCGUGCGGUGGUGUUGGUUGGCAGGAGGGCGUUUGACAGGAACUACCGCGCGCCCGAGGCGGAGUGUGCCGCCAGGGCGGAGGCCGCGGAGGCGGGGGCGGGGGUGUUUGUGGCUGCGUGUGGUGCUGGUGCUGCAUGUGGUGCUGGUGCUGCGUGUGGUGCUGGUGCUGCGUGUGGUGCUGCGUGUGCUGCGGGCGGCUCUGCGGAUGGUGCUGGAGCCGUCCAUGGGGAGCGGGCAACCAUACGCGCUGAUUCUCUGCCUGACUACGAUGACCUGGAAAGCCUGAAGAUGCCGCAGCUGGCCGGCCAGAGCCCUGCGCCCGAGUACACCUCGCAGGCCGAGAACCCCGACGAGGAGGCUGCUGCGCGCCAGCCUGCGCGCCAGCCUGCGCACCAGCCCAUCCAGGAGUCCACCCAGCUGCCCGCCCAGCUGCCCAGGCCCACGAGCCCAGUCGACCGCCGCCAGUCGACCGACUCCGUGGCCACGCUGUCGCGCGACCAAGACGACAAAAAGUUCAUCGAGGACUUUUGCUUCAACGCCGCCGCCGGCAGCUUCGUCCCACCGGACGCCUUCCCCGACUCUCCCGAAAUCACGCCGACGCGCGGCUUCACGCCCUCGUCUGCGGCGUCCACAAUGAACGGGUACUCGCCGAACCCGCAGAUGUACGCGCCAAUGCACCUGCCCCUGCACAGGUACGGCGGCUCUGUGGCGAGCAGCAACGGGGAGAUGAUGCUGCUGUUUGGGGGAGCAAAGAAACGCAAGGCUGUGGAGGACGAGGAUGUGUGCGCGGACUCACCAAGGACGAAGCGUCGCAAAACCGUGCAUGACCAGUUUGCCAUGAGCGUGGCGGCAAUGGCUGCUGCUGCAGUUGUGCCGAGGCCGGAUUUGUUUGGGAGGAAUCGCGCGCGGUCGCCUAGGUCGCCGCGACUGGCGCGGCCCCGGAGGACCUCAAGGUCGCCGAUGGUCCAGCAGGCGCCGCCGAGAUCUCCGAUGCUGUUUGGCCAGUCGCCGCCGUAUCGAUCCCCGAUGCCCCAGUGGUCGCCAGUGCCACAGAUGUCGCCGCUGGCUCCGCCGCCCCUGCCGCCAUUGCCGUCAAAGUAUAGGCGCAACUUGUUCUGA